Molecule: messenger RNA, 5665 nt
Organism: Vicugna pacos (alpaca)
Lineage: Eukaryota; Metazoa; Chordata; Mammalia; Artiodactyla; Camelidae
Source: RefSeq, a predicted model, not a curated record
CUCCCACAGUGAUGCAGAGGGGAAUUUGCUGACAGUCCCUUGCCAGGUGGGGCUGGCUUCUCCAGGCCAGCGAGGAGGAGGACCGGCUGGCAGUCUCCUCCCAGGUAGGGAGCGUGUUGCUUGUCACCGCAUCCGGCGGCCUGAGUAUCUUGCCUGGCGAAGGAGCUGUGGCGCCGAGGGCGCAGAUACGAGCCUUGGAGGAGCCAGCUUUGUGCUCAGGAAUUAAGCAGAGAAGCAGCUGGGACACUUGGAAGUACCUGAGGACUGGUUAGAGGAAGGAGGGCCAGUGACAGCCCAUCUGCCUGAGUCCCAGACCUUACCUGCUGCUCCAGCAGCCCUGUAGCUGGGUGGGGCCUCCAGGCCUGACUGGGACCCUCACUGGAGAACCGACUCAGGGAGCCUCCCAGGAUGGCUGUCUCACCAGGCAACCUGAAUGUGGUGGCAAAGUCCCAGAACUUGUCGGCAGGCGACUGCUUCCAAUCUCAGAGCACAGUCCUGCAGGGGCAGCCCUUUGGGGGUAUCCCCACCGUGCUGUUCCUCAACGUCAUCUUGUGGGUGGUCAUCAUUUUGGUUUACUCCUUCCUCCGGAAAGCGGCGUGGGACUAUGGACGCCUGGCUCUGCUGAUACACAAUGACAGCCUGACCUCACUGAUCUAUGGGGAACAGAGCGAGAAGACGUCUCCCUCAGAUGUUUCCCUGGAGAUGGAACACAAGGACAAGGGCUUCUAUUCCUGGUUCUUCAACACCAUCACCAUGAAGAAUGAAGAUCUGAUUAGCAAGUGUGGAGACGAUGCCCGUAUCUACAUCAUGUUCCAGUAUCAUCUCAUCAUCUUUGUGCUCAUCCUCUGCAUCCCCUCCUUGGGCAUCAUUUUGCCCAUCAACUACACUGGAGACGUUCUGGACCAGAACAGUCACUUUGGUCGGACCACCAUUGUCAAUGUCUCCACAGAGAGCAAGUUCCUGUGGCUGCACAGCUGCUUUGCUUUCCUCUACUUCGUCACCAACUUCUUCUUCAUGGCUCAUCACUGCUUAGGGUUCGUGCCCAAGAAAAGCUACAAGGUCACAAGGACACUAAUGAUCACCUAUGUCCCCACGGACAUCCAAGACCCAGAAAUCAUCAUUAAGCAUUUUCAUGAGGCCUAUCCAGGGUGUGUAGUGACCAGAGUCCACUUCUGCUAUGACGUCAGGACCCUGAUUGACUUGGAUGAUCAGAGGCGCCAUGCGAUGCGGGGCCGGCUCUAUUACACUGCCAAGGCCAAGAAGAAGGGGAAGGUGAUGAUCAAGGUCCACCCUUGCUCUCGUCUGUGCUUCUGCAAGUGCUGGGCUUGCUUCAAAGAGGUAGAUGCAGAGCAAUAUUACAGUGAGCUGGAGGAGCAGCUGACUGAUGAGUUCAACGCUGAGCUCAACCGUGUUCGGCUGAAGCGUCUGGACCUGAUCUUUGUCACCUUCCAGGACUCCAGGAUGACGAAUCACAUCCAGGAGGAUUACAAGUACAUCCAGUGUGGUGUGCCCCCUCAACAGUCCUCGGUGACCACCAUCGUCAAAUCCUACCACUGGAGGGUCACCCUUGCCCCACACCCCAAAGACAUUAUUUGGAAACACCUGUCUGUCCGCCGCUUCCAUUGGUGGGCCCGCUUUAUCGCAAUCAACACCUUCCUCUUCUUCCUCUUCUUCUUCCUCACCACGCCUGCCAUCAUCAUCAACACCAUCGACAUGUACAACGUCACCCGCCCCAUCGAGAAGCUGCAGAGCCCAAUCGUGACCCAGUUCUUCCCCUCCCUGUUGCUCUGGGCCUUUACGGUGAUAAUGCCUCUGAUCGUCUACCUCUCCGCCUUCCUGGAAGCCCACUGGACCAGGUCAAGUCAGAAUCUGAUCAUAGUGCACAAGUGCUACAUAUUUCUGGUGUUCAUGGUAGUCAUCCUGCCCUCUAUGGGACUGACCAGUUUGGACGUCUUCUUCCGCUGGCUCUUUGACAUCUACUAUCUGGAACAGGCAUCCAUCAGGUUCCAGUGUGUGUUCCUGCCAGACAAUGGUGCCUUCUUUGUCAACUACGUGAUCACGGCAGCUUUGAUUGGCACAGGCAUGGAGCUGUUGCGCCUGGGGUCACUCUUACUGUACACCACCCGCCUCUUCUUCUCCAGGUCGGAGCCGGAGAGAGUCCACAUCAGAAUGAACCAGGCCAUGGACUUCCAGUACGGGCGCGAGUACGCGUGGAUGUUGAACGUCUUCAGCGUGGUAAUGGCGUACAGCAUCACCUGCCCUAUCAUUGUCCCUUUUGGGCUUCUCUACCUGUGCAUGAAGCACAUCACCGACCGCUACAACAUGUACUACUCCUACGCGCCCACCAAACUCAACGAGCAGAUCCACACGGCCGCUGUCCAGCAGGCCAUCUUCGCGCCGCUCCUGGGCCUGUUCUGGAUGCUCUUCUUCUCCGUCCUACGACUGGGUUCGCUCCACGCCAUCACCUUCUUCUCCCUCUCCACUGUUAUACUUUCCAUAAUAAUUGCCUGCUUUGGGACUUUUCUGGGGAAGCUUCAGAGAGCAUCUGACUAUGAGCCCGAGGAGGAGAUGGAGACCGUGUUUGACCUGGAGCCCAGCAGCACCUCCUCCACGCCAACUUCCCUUCUGUAUGUGGCCACCGUGCUGCAAGAGCCGGAGAUGAACCUGACCCCAGCCUCCUCCCCGGCCCGGCACACCUACGGCACCAUGAACAGACAGCCAGAAGAGGGAGAAGAGCAGAGUGGUGUGAGGGGCUUUGCGAGGGAGCUGGACUCGGCCCAGUUCCAGGAAGGGCUGGAACUGGAGGGCCAGAGCCAGUACCACUGACCAGGAACCCAAGGCCUCUACCUGGCAACUCCAGCCUGGAGUGGUGGCCAGGGGAGAGCCCAGCAGGGGGAGGCAGGAGGGCGACUAAGACCGCCCCACUACCUCCUGCAGACUUUGGGAAGGCCUCGUCGGAGCCCUGGCUCUCUGUCAGCCAAGUGGAGGCCCCGACCUGCUGACCAGCUAGAACGGGAAAUGCUGGGCAGUGCAGAGGGACCCUGGGACGGGAUGGAGGAUACAGGCAAGAACCACAUCACGGGAGCAGUGGCUAGACCCCUGAGCACAGAGAUUGAAGGUUGGGGGACUUUAUUGGGGUCACGUUGGAGAAGGUGUGCAUGAGGGAAGAGGCAGGAAGAAGCCCACUGAAGACUCUCUGGGGUCUUCGCCACCCUUCCACCAGCUGCCCUGCCCAAGGAGCUUCUGCUGCUGCUCUUAUGCCCUCUCCCAAACCCCAGCCCCAGCCAUCCCUCCCCUGCCGUCUGAGGAAGCAAAGGUAUGUAUGCUAGGCCUCACCGACAAGACACCUCCUCCAUGUUUCCCUGCAUGGGGAUCUGUAAAGAGACUUUCUGCACCCACCACAGCGAGGGGCAGCUGAGACCAUAGAGCUGAGGAGGUGACUGAGCCCUUUCCUGUUCUCUGCCCCUCAUCACAUGUCCCCAGGAGCAGCAGAGUAGAGACCCUUCUCCUUUCUAUUCCUGUAAGAGUAGCUAGGAUAUGGUCACCUGGGGCUCAUUAAAUGGGACCUGUAUGCAUUUUAAUGAAGGUAACCAGGGCUGGUUAGUACAAGAUGGGAGGGGCAAAGGCAGAAUUCAUGGAGGUGGAUCUUCUCCCAAAACACUGAGUGAUGAGAAACCAGAUAUAACUCCCUAAGCCCCACGGCCUAAUGAGAGGACCCCCAAGGUCAAGGAUGUGGCCACUGAGAGCUGCCUCCCUCAUACCCAUCUGAGUGUCUAGGCCCCCAGCAUGACCGAAGUGGGCAGCAGCCUAGGGUGAGAAGCCCAUGCUGCAAACUGAAGGCACUGACCUUCCCCUGGCCUCCAAGUAGGAGGCUGUCUCCUCUUGGGGCCACCCUCUACCUUGGACUGAAGAGCAGUCAAGUGGCCUUCCGUGUGAUCUUAGCUCAAACACUGCAGAUACCCUGCAGGGAGUGGGGUGGGGUAGGGGCCGUGUCCUCCACGGACAGGCAGAGUAAGGCUGCCCUCCCAGGGCUGCCACCACCCGAGGCCCAGAGGAGCCAAAGUCACAUCACAACACUGGUGACACCUGGCACCAUUGCCGCAGGCAGUGUGGUACAGGCCUUGGCCUCUGGGGAUAGGCCCCAUCAGGACCACCAGAGAGCCAUUGGGGAAGACAUAGAGAAGGGCUUGUUAGGGCCUUGGUGGAUGAGAAUGAGCCAAGUCAAAUGGGGUCUGCAUUCUCUAGAGCUCUCCUGAGCUCCCUCCAAAGGUCUGGGUCCCUGCAGCCGACCUACGCAAGGUGGGCACCAAGGUUCACCUCACCUGGGUGUUUCCCACUGGCUCCCAGGCACGUGAGUGAGCUCAGAUCACCUGCUGCUCCACCCUUUCCCACACUUGGCUCCAGAAGCUCCAAGCUUGACCCCAGAGGAGAAAUAGCACUCUAGAGGCAACCAUUGCUCUCCCCUGAGAGCUCAACCCAGACUCUUGCUUGAAGGAUCCUCCCAGAGAGCCUGGGUCAGCUGGGGAGGAGACAGUCUGUCCUUGUCCAGGUAGGAAUAAGAAGGAAAUUAAAUGCAGCUGGUCCCUCAUAAACCCAAGCCCCCCUGGGCCUCCUCCCCGGAGCCUUUCACCAGCCAAUAAGAGGAAGGGUCCUUUCCAGAGCAGAGUGGUCAGGACCCCAGCAGGGAGCUCUGCCCACCAUGGGGAGGUGGCCGGCUCCAGGCCCUGUCCGACCCCCAGGUGUGUGGCAAGGGGAGUCCUGCCGGAAGUUGGCCUGAGGGCUCCCCUUCGCUUGGCACUCCUUGCUGGUACCUGCCCUCAGGCUCCACAGCCCUGCUGGACUCUCCCUGCUGCUUUGGCCUCUCUGCCCCUCUCUUCCCCCUGCCCACUGGCAGCCUGUGGGAACUACACAUGGAAAGGGUCCCGGCAGAUGACGUGGCAGCAUGGCUAGAACUUCCCCCUCUGAAUCUGGGUCAAGUGCAAUCUGGUCUUGAGAGAAGGCGGUGAGGAUGUUGGGAAAGUUCCUGAGUCCACUCACCUCUUGGUUCUUCCUGGAGACCCAGAGCAACCAGCACAGCAUAGCCACAGCCACGAUCUCCCACAUGCUUGGGGUGUGGGCGUGCUUUGGCACCUUACAAGCCACAUCCAGGCCCUCCCCAAGGAACACCCCUCCCAUCUGCUCCCAUCUAUUGGCCUACCUACCACCAUCCAUCCCUACCCCACCGCCCACUUCCCAGCUGCCCCUGCCCCAUCUAUCCCCCAAAGCCUCUCAGACCCGAUCCUCCCUGGAGGGAGCUGCCUCCCGGGACCCGGUAUUGUCUAGAACCUCUGAGAAGUGCCCCUCCCUGGGCCUAGAGCAGCUCCAUGCCUGCCUGCCUCUUCCUCAGACGCUUCUGGAAGCAAAGUGCCUAUCAGCAGCAUUGCAUCCUCUGGGGACCCUGGUGGGGGGUGUGGACUUCCCUUGGCCACCACAACUAAAGGAAUGUGCCAGAACGCCGAACCUUCUUGUUAUUAACGCUAUGACCGUGCCUUGAAUAAACAGGUCCUCCCAACCUCUCUUGGCCUGUGCCUCUGCCUCUGGACCAGCCCAGCUGGGCCUUCCCUCCACCAGAAGGACCCAGAGCUCUCUGAUGGGCCAGCCUGAAGGACCGCACCAGCUUUGUGAC